CAAAAAUUGAAGCUGGAAGCAGAGUUUUUUUUUUUAUUCUUAUUAUAAAAAAAAUAGCUGCAGUGUCUCAGAUCAGAUCAGAGAACAAGACGAAGAAACAAGGAAACAACGCAAUUCAAUUUCCCCCUUUCCAAUCUAAAAUCCUCUUUCUCAAACCCACCUAGUCCCAAAGUUGAGUGGUAAAAGGUGCAACAAUGCUAAAAGGCAGAUUCUCGUUAUUCGGGGCUUCUUCUAACUCAAUCAACACCAACACCAAGAAUUAUUCAUCAUUAUCGAAGGGUGAAGAACUGCGUCCAAAACUGAAUCUCGAAACGGAUAGGCAAGUAUAUAGGCCUGGUGAUCCAGUCGUUGUGACCAUUCAGAUCUCAAACCCGUCCAAUGAGUACUCUUUUCUCAUGGAAAGGCUCGGUUUUGAGAUCAAAGGGAUUGAGAAAUUGGACACUCAGUGGUUCGCUACACCGAAGCCUCUUCCUGGUUCUAAGCAAAGGAGAGGUGAAAAUGUGUUUUUGGAUGCCUCAACACCAGUCUUAGUGGCAAAUCAGAUUGUUAAUUUUGGAAGAAGCAAAUCAUGUACGUGGCGUUCUAGAUUUAAAUAUAUAUAUGCUCUUCAAUUUAUUUUCUUCUUUGCUUCUUUAAUCCUUCUUCAUUCUAGCAGAAUAAAUCCAAAAUUGUUAUUGAUGAUUUUCGGUACCUAGCUCCUGUAGUUAGAC
Arachis ipaensis is the source of this 710-nucleotide messenger RNA. The record is from RefSeq and is a predicted model, not a curated record. Lineage: Eukaryota; Viridiplantae; Streptophyta; Magnoliopsida; Fabales; Fabaceae.